Metarhizium album ARSEF 1941 is the source of this 777-nucleotide messenger RNA. Its product is annotated as carboxymethylenebutenolidase. The transcript has a single exon. Bases 1 to 777 code for a protein of 258 amino acids. Lineage: Eukaryota; Fungi; Ascomycota; Sordariomycetes; Hypocreales; Clavicipitaceae. The record is from RefSeq and is a predicted model, not a curated record.
AUGCCGCACCCGCCCACCUCCUUCGAUCCGACCUCGGCCGACGAACAAGCGCCGCCGCCUCCCUCCGCGCCCCCCGAGCAGCUCUCCCCCCGAGCCGUCCUCCAGCCGCCGCUCUCCCGUCGCGGCGCCGGCCCCGGCCUCAUCCUGCUCCUGCCCGACGAGACGGAGCCCAGCCGGCGCAGGCAGAAGCCGCUGGACCCCGACCCCGUCCAGAAAUGGGCCGAGGAGGGCUUCGCCGUCGUCGCCAUCACCGGCCCGCCCUCGCCCGCCCACGACAUCGCCGACGCAGUCGAGGCCCUGAAGAAGCACGCCGCCGUCGACGCCAAGGACAAGAUCGGCAUCGUGUCGUACGGCCCCCUCCAUCCCCCGGUCCCGGCCCGAAUGCCCCCGGAGAUCGUGUGCGUCGCCGCCUUCGCCGAGCCCGCCCCCUCCCCGUCUCCCGUCCCCACGUACUUUCACGCAUGCGGCGCCCGCGACGGCCGAGAGACGACGGGCACGACGGGCCACGCAUCGGCAUCCGUGUCCUGGUAUCCCAACACGAGGAGGCACUUUGUGCUCCCCGGCUCGGCCGCGUACAGCCCCGCCCCCGCAAGCCUGGCGCAUACCCGCAACCUGGCCUUUCUCAAGAAACACAUCGGCGGGCCCGUGUUCGACAUCGAGGCCGUCUGGGAGGAGCACACGCGCUGGGAGUUUGAGAGGCGGAGCGUGGCCCAGACCAUGGCCACCAUGGUCGUGCGUGCCCGUCGGCUGCCCCUGCCCGUGUCGCCAGCGCGCUAA